CGAGCGGCAAAAUAUGCAGAGUCUGAUUCCGUGGCUUAUUUACCCUGCUUCCAUCUGUCCCGCUCUCGGAGGCGACCAUAGAGCGUCUAUUCGUGAUGGACAGCUUGCUCUCAUAGAAAGACCAAAUGGUCCAAAUUUUUUAAGUCGCCUUGGCGAUGUAGUUGACGGAGCUACAACUUUUGAUCCUCGUUUGUUUUCGACUUGGACUUGGAGCAUCUCUCAUGGACUCAUGCGAGCACGCAACCAACCGCUGUCUCAGCACCAGCAGGCGCAGCAAGCUCUUGGAAGAAGAGAACUGGUGCUGGAAUUGUGUGAUGAGGAUGAUGGUGCGCCAGCUGUAUCAUCCGGAAAUCCCAGUAAUACUGCACGCACAGCAAUAGAUUGUGAUGAUCAUUCAGACACCACUAGCGUGUCAUCUUCUGAAUCAGGUUCAGGAGAAGAAGGACAACAAGGAGGCAACCGCAACGGAAAAAAAGGAGACCCUGAAGAAGAAGAAAAAAAACCACCUAAAAACGAAGGAGAAUCUGAACAAAAAAAGCCACAUCAAAGAGGAAAAAAUGACGAAAAGCCAGACGAAGAACAGGGAGAAGAAGAUGAAGCCCGAGAAGAAGAACCAGGAGAAGAAGGCAGCGGUGAAGAAAAUGAAUCCGAGAGCCCUUCCACAGAGUCUGAGAAUGGAGACACAGAGGAUCCAGAUGCCGCUAGUUCUGCAGCGCCUUCAGAAGAUACAACAGGUACUAGCGCUCCUGGGAGUGACACAGAACAAGAACAAGAAGAAGAUGAAUCUGCUGAUGAGGAUGAAGCUAGCACAGGUCGCAGAAGCCGUCGCUCCCGUCGCGCUGGCGGGUUUUUACAGAAGUUUCACGUUGAAAGAGAUGGAGCUGUGCAGAAAGACCACCUGCUAGCGAAGGGGUUGCACAAUGCUGAAGUUGAAGACAUCGAGAAGGAUCUAAAGAACGAAGGUUUUGUAAAGACUGUAGAAGUUAAGAUUAAAGAUGAAGAUGAGGGUGUUGAAGCUGAACAGGAUAAGGACCAUCAGCCUGCAUCAACACAAAACGCAUCAGCAAAAGACAAGCAGCCUUUCUGGAGUGCGCAGCGAAUCACUGUUGUUGUUCUCGCAAGUGCACUCGGCGUCGUGGGCGCAGGGGUUGCUAUCGUCUUCUUUUUCUUGUAAGUCAGAUGUCUAAGUAAAAGUAAUCCUAAUCAUCAUCUUGGUAGUAUGAAAAGUAAGUGUUAAAGUACAACUUCAUCUCCAAGUCCAACUACAACUUCAUCAAUCAUGAUUAGGAGCGUAAUAAACUGUCCCCUGCUUAGGCUUUGCGCAUCCUUCGGGAUCACGUCAGGAACUGUUUUGUCUUGCCGAUCUUGAUGAUGACGAUUGUUUUUUUUCAGUCAUGCUGCAAGAUAGAAAUGAGACGAGUAAAAGUAAUGAUAAUGAAGUAGAUCUAGAGGUAGAUGAUGUGAUUUUUUUAUAUCUACUAUUUUUUUACUAGUCAUGGUCAUCCUGGCUGGUUUAAUGUAUGAGCAAUGUUGAAUUGCGAUAAGUAUAGGUGAAAGGUGAAUUUUUUCACCAUGAUCACGUGAAGGAUACUUUUUUUUUCCAAACCUUGCAACUACCGCCCAUUAAGAAGUAUACGACUGCAAGUAUAAGUAAGAGUACGUUCUUAGUACAAGUGCAAGUAGGGCGAGCAGUUUUUAGAAGUAAUAGAUACUGAUAGAUAUCUAAAAGUUAAAGUUGUACCUCCUAGAACGGAAGUAUAAUCAUGUUCAUGUUGUUGAUGUUGUUGUACUACUGGAGUUGUACUGCAACUGGGGAGAAGCAGACUCGCUCUACUGGAAGUGGAGGACUGCAUUCGUAGAGGGCUCCAAGCAGCAGAUCUUCAGAUCGACGAGAUAACUAUGAUUUGAUUCCAGAUAAGUAGAAGUUAAGUACUACAGCACCGAGGAGUGUAUCUUCAACAUUUUGUGGAGUAAGCUGUAUUUGCAAAAGCAGAGGAGGAAAGCAAGAAUAAAUAAUAAUUGAUUAAGGGUAGGUUGAAGGUGUUCUUGUUACCGUUAGUUUUGCCUUCUUGAAGGGGGAAGGCAUAACGAACGGGGUAAACGAACACCAAAAACCUACCUCGAAAUAAAGCAUUGACUCGAGGACUGCGACUGGGUUUGUUCUUCAACUACAAGUCAUGUAGUAGAAGUAUUACAACUUACUAGUGGUAGUGAUGUAGAAGUAACUAGUUGAAGAGCAAAAAGUGGACUCUGGACUACAAUGAAGACAUGACGCUCAUGGCGCGCGCAAAAAGAGGGGAAAUCAUGCGAUCCCAUGAAGCAAGAUGUAGAUUGAAGUAGUUGCUAGUUGUCUCUUCUUAACCCCUGGAGUGGGUACAUUUAUUCAUUCAUUCAAGAAUGCUCAGAUGAAUAUAGAAGAAGGUUUUCUUGCGUAAGGACUAUAUAUGAGUUGGAGAUGGAGCCACUUUUUUUGGAACUCUCUCAGGGUCCACCUUUGAGUGUUGCUCUUUAAAAUGUUAGAUGAAGAGAUUUUUCGUUCUG
Amoebophrya sp. A25 is the source of this 2541-nucleotide messenger RNA. Lineage: Eukaryota; Dinophyceae; Syndiniales; Amoebophryaceae. The record is from the annotation of a GenBank genome assembly.